UUCUUCUCGGACCGUUUCCUCUGGUCGCGGCUGCCGGCCAGCACCCCUCCGGACGAGCUCGUCUCGCUGCUGCUGCCGGCGAUGGAAGACUACACGAGGGCCUACCUUCGGCUGCUCGCGGACCCGCCUCCCCCGUCGCCGCCGCCCGCUUCCGAGCUCGACGCUGUGCUUGCGGCUCAGCUCGAGUACGCAACCUACCGCACCGAGAGGGACCCUGCGCGCCCGAUGCUCUCGCGCUUGUUUGGCGAGGAGGCGGCCGGACGGCUGCUGCGCGAGUCGCUCUUCGACCUGCCGCUCCGCCUCGCGCGAGGGGAGCAGGCGCACUAA
Emiliania huxleyi CCMP1516 is the source of this 327-nucleotide messenger RNA. RefSeq lists its product as hypothetical. The record is from RefSeq and is a predicted model, not a curated record. The transcript has a single exon. NCBI's taxonomy places the organism in Eukaryota, Haptophyta, Isochrysidales, Noelaerhabdaceae. Gene Ontology annotation, biological process: phytochromobilin biosynthetic process. The annotation marks the transcript as partial. Gene Ontology annotation, molecular function: cobalt ion binding; oxidoreductase activity, acting on the CH-CH group of donors, iron-sulfur protein as acceptor.